This is a messenger RNA of Hyalella azteca, 5733 nucleotides long. RefSeq names its product mucin-5AC. The transcript is spliced from 10 exons. The coding region runs from base 130 to 3270 and encodes 1046 amino acids. Lineage: Eukaryota; Metazoa; Arthropoda; Malacostraca; Amphipoda; Hyalellidae. Gene Ontology annotation, molecular function: histone deacetylase binding; transcription corepressor activity. Gene Ontology annotation, biological process: negative regulation of transcription by RNA polymerase II. The record is from RefSeq and is a predicted model, not a curated record. Gene Ontology annotation, cellular component: nucleoplasm.
AGAAACUUGUUACUUUCUUCAAUUUUAUUUUUUUUCAUUGAAUGUCUUGGUAAUGUAAGGGAAGGGUUUGGCACAGCAGAACAAAUUUUGCAGUGCUGACGUUUGUAGCAACACCAAACAAUUUCCACCAUGAACACUUCUUCUGGAGGCUCGAGCACUGUUGCCAUUGCUGGCAGUGAGAGUGAUGCUGGUGAUGCAGAAUUUGAGCCAACAGCAGAAAUGAUGGUGGAUGAGUUUGAUGAUGAGAGAACAAUGGACGAAGCUGAGGCUGAAGCAGCAAUUGAGGGUGAAGACCAGGAAGAAGAAAUCAACAACUUGCACAAAGAACAAGACAUGCCAUUACAGGAUUUAUUAGCAUUAUAUGGAGGCGUGAGAGCUGUUGGAGGCUCCCAAGAAGAAGAGGAGGAGGAGGGGGAUGAUGAAGAGGAGGAAGAGGAAGACGAGGAUGAGGUGGAAGGAAUCAUGGAAGAUGCGCAUGAGGAGGUUGAAGAGGCGAUGAUCACAGCAGAUGUCGAUGGAAAUAAGGUGUGUGAGCGGGCGCCUGGUGCAAUCUCAGGUGGCAUCAGAGCAACUCUCCCCAUGACCGUGUCUCCUGUUGCUGGGGGCCUACGGUCACACUUUGCAGUAUCAGCAGAGACAGUGAGGGUAGGCAGUGAACGGCGAGGACGACGCAAGGAGAGCGACCUCAUCCAGCUCUACCCGGAGCUGGAGGCUAACGGAGACGCUGCUGGAGUGCAGCAUCGGGCGCUUAGAUCAUCUGGUCAACAAAGUGAAGAUGACGAUGACGAAGGGGCGGAUGGGGGCACCGCUGGUGGUGGGGGAGAGGGGGAGUCAGGAGAAGAGGGGGAGACUGAAGAGUAUCGUAAGACCAUCAUGAUAGGUUCAGCCUACCAGGCACAGGUGCCUGAGGGACUACAGGCCUAUGGACCAACGCCGCCCUAUGAGAACCAGGACAAGUUGCUGUGGGCCCCACACCUGCUGGCCAUUGAAGAGGUGGAGAAAUACCUUUACGCUGUCAACCAACCCAGCCCCGGCACCCAGGGCGUGGGUGCGCUGCCUUUAGGCUUCCACAUCAGAGAUGAUGAACAGGCGCUGCACCUGCUGCUGCAAUGUGGAGGCAACGUGGAAGAGGCUCGUCGACGCCUCAGUAUGAACCCUUCUCCACUGGCCUCCACCAUGACACUUUGGUCAGAGGAGGAGUGCAGGAACUUCGAGAACGGGCUUAAGAACUACGGCAAAGACUUCCAUCUCAUCCAGCAGAACAAAGUUCGGACAAGAUCUGUUGGGGAGCUCGUACAAUUUUACUACCUAUGGAAAAAGACCGAGAGACACGAUAUGUUUGCCACAAAAACACGCCUCGAGAAAAAGAAAUUCAUCGUUCAUCCUGGCACCACUGACUACAUGGACCGCUUCCUGGACGAGGGGGAGGGACUUCUGUCGCUCACUAGCAACAACAAUAACAACAGUAACACGUCCAACAACAACAAUAAUGGAGGGAGCAACAACAACAUCAGCAGCCAUGGUAACAACAGUAACAGUAGCAACGGUAGCGGCAACAACAAGACCAACAACAACAGUAAUAGUAGUAAUUGCGCUGUGAACUCUGAUAUCCAAAGUAGCAACACGACGUGUGGGCGACUACAAGGUUCUUCAGUGGACGAUAUUGAUGAGGUUAGUCAGAACUGUAACAACAGCAACAGCGUCAACAGCAAUAACGGAGUAAUCCUCUGUCGCAACAACAGCACAAGCAAUAUGAGCAGUAGUGAUAGCACCAACAAUUCAGGUCAUGUUGAAAGUUUUGCCAUAAACAGCAAUGGCAGCAGCAGCAACACUGACGUUAAUGGUGAACAAUCAAAUAACAAAGGCUCCAGUAGCAGCAAUGGUAUCGCCAUCGACAACGUGGCCGACGUGGUCACCAUCAAGAGUGAACCAGCGAGUCCUCACAUGUCUCCAUCAGAGCAGGGCCAGCAGAACCAACGUCGCUGGAGGGAGAACCAACGCCCUAAUGUAGCGAUGCAUGCGUUGCUCUAUGGCAGGCUGCCCGCAGGCUACCGCUCUCACAGCAUCAAGAACUGCGAUGGCACCUCCAUGAGCGUCGCCAAGUUCUUGCACGUGAACAACUUGACUUCUCUCGUCACUAAUCAAGAACACAAUCAUCAAUCAUCUCUUCCGGUAACGGCAAAUACGAGCGACACUAUCGACGACAAGAUGGACGUCGACGAGUCAGACGAUGUUCCUGCAAUUGCUGCUGCAUCAUCUUCCAGUGUCAUAGUCUCGACAGCUGCUGCCACAGUCGCCACAGCUGCGGCCACAGUCGUCACAGCUGCUGCCACAAUGUCCACAGCUGCUGCCACAGUCUCCUCAGCUGCAGCUGUUGCCACAGUCUUAACAGCUGCUGCCACAGUCACCACAGCUGCUGCCGCAGUCACCACAGCUGCUGCCUCUGUCUCAACAGUUGGGAGCAACAGCUCUCCUGCUGGCAUUGGUGUCUUGAGAGAAGGCGCCACUGUUUUCAAUGCCGGCGUAAACACGACCAAGACUAAAGUAAACACAACGGCUUCUGUAAGUGCGCCUCUGUCAGCUUCUUCGAAUGGGAUAUAUACUUCUGCUGCAUCCAUCUCACUUGGCAUUGACAGUAGUGUUAACAAAAGCAACCGAAUUGUCAGUAACCAGAACAACGUAAGCGUCAAGGACACUAGUGGCAGCAAGAAACCUGCUGCUGCCGUGCCACUAAAAGCUUCAAGUCCUCGAAUCCUGAAAACGUCUUCCUCAAAACCAUCGGCAAAAAUUGAUCUCAUCGCCCAGAGCUUGAGUCGUGAAAAGUCAUUGGCCUCGACCACAACAGGGAAUAGCCAAGAACCAACUCUGUCAAGUACCAACGUAAAUCCCUCAGCGGAUUCCAUUGUCUCAUCCGUCAAACCUUCACUUACUUCAAUGUCGGUUUCACCGCGCUCAACAACUUCGCUGUCCACUCCGGAAACUUUGAUCUCUUCCGUGUCAUCUACGAGUGUUUCAACACCUAUUACUUCUACAGCCUCAGCACCAUCAACUGUUUUGUCAACUCUACCCUCUUCAACCGUGUUGACGGUGUCUUCUGCGUCUACAAAAUCUACAAAAGUAAUAUCAACUUCGAUAAAAUCCCCGGCUUCUGAUGCAUCCCUGAACAAAAUUUCUGCCACAGAUCAAUGUACUGAUGACAAGUUAGCCGCGAAAUGCGACCCUUUCGCUGGCGUGGGUGUGGUCAGUGUGGCUAAAAGCGCCAGUUUAUGACCUCCUCUUAUCUUCAGUUCUAUCCUGUGAGUGCCUUGCCACUUGAAUAUUUCCAGUAUAUUUUUGAGAACGAACCAGAAAUCCUUUAAAAAGGGGAUUUUAUUUUUAUUUUUUUUUUGUAGUCUGAUUUAUUUUCGUGAUUGUGGGUGACUCGUUCUGUAUUGUUAAUUGUAUGGUUUCCUAAUCACUUCCUGCAAAAUUUAUUUUUAUUUUUAGCACUAAUUCUGGAAAUCGUAAUCAAGAAUUUUAGGUUAACCUUGGAAUCAUUGAUCUAAAAUUUAACCAAUUUAGAGUUCAUCAAUCCUGCCUCACAAUUGGAAAUGUUCUAUCUCUCAUUUUUCAAUUUCCUCUUUGAUAUUUCCCUCUCCAUUUAGUUUGCUUACUGCCAGUAAUUUUUUGUCACCACUCGCAGGUCGACGCACGAAUUUGUUUAUGCUAGAGCUCUCAUGACUCCUGCUUUUUCCUCUCAAUCACAUUAUAUCGUUUGUCUUUGAAGUCUUAAAUGGAAGCAUCUCUUUUGUCGAAGCGCAAUUUGUUAAAAGAUCUUAUUUUACACAGUAACCAACUUUGUAGUGGACUUGUAAAUCAAUCAAUGCUAUGGUAAUGUUACUGCUGCAGUCUUAUAUUUAAAAUGUUUAAUCAAUGAUUGAUGCAGACAUGAACAUUCUCUUGUCAAGUUAUUUUUUUUUACUACAAAGGAAAGUUUCCCCAACACUCUCAGCCUCACGACCGCGUAAGCAAACCUAUUUUGAAGCGGAUCAAGACAGUUCAAUGCGGAUAAAUUUUUUUUGACUAUUCAAACCCUGUCAUAUUAUGCUACUCGUGGAUACGGAUAGCAAUUUCCUCCUUUCAGAUUUGGAUCUUCGUUAAAGUAUAUUCACUGUGGAUAUUGAUAAAAGAAUUAUUUUUCAAAUUGAAUGGUGUUAUACGCUUAACAGAGGAGUAUAAAUCAAGCUAUCAUGAGACCGUGAGAAGUUCUUUAAAUUAAGGAGGCGUACGCGUGAAAGUUGUUCCCGUCAUUGAGGCGUUUUAACAAUACGUUUUAGCCACAUUCUCAUAUCAAUGAUGAUUCUUUUGAAUUUUUGCUCUUCUAUCACUAUUUCGUCUAGAUGUUUUUGUCUCUAUUCUCUGUAACAAACAUGAUGCAUUGAUAGGUUGUAAAUUUUCGAUGCGUAAAUAUUUUCUUUGUCAACUAUAUUAGUUGACAUUGAUCACAUGUCAAAUAUAUUAGCUGGCAUGCGAAUUUACUAUCAAUUGAUUGUUAUUGCAAAGCUGAUAAAAGGACAACAAUUGAGUGCCACAUUGUUGAAGCUACGAUUUGGGUAGCCAUGAUUUGAAAAAGAUCAAGUUAAGGGUUCUAAUUAUUUUCGUGGCUAGAACCAAGCGUCGUCUGUGUAGAGUUCCUUCUUUAUAACGCAGUCCGCACACCAAGUUAAUAAUGACGAUACUAUUUUUCAUCACUUCAUCACCUCCCUCCAGUGAUUUGCUCCAGAUAUAAUUUGAAAACACUGUAUAUAUUACAAUUAGAAAACGAUACAGUUUACCCUCGAAAAUGAUAGGUCCUAUUGCUUAUGGUUAUUCAUACAUUGCUGGUGUAUUAAUCGGCCUGUAAAGUGAAUAGAUGAUGUACUAUUUAGCCAUUGUCAACAUCUUGGUUCAUGAUUAUCUUCAUAACUACAAUGAUUCAUUACGUAGCAUCAUUAGGUUUGUUGAUAAUCUAGGAUACCGCGUUUAUGAAUACUGGAAUCAUAAAUGAUGUCUCAGGUUUCUGCAUUGUUGAUGUUCUUUGAAUUCUGUGCUGAGAAGUUCGAAAAAUGUUCGACGUCAAAAAUCUAAUGUUAUCAAAUGUUGUUUCCGCUGAUUAGGGCUACUGGCUGCGUUCAUGGAGUCUACAAAUUUGUACAUAAUGUUGAGAGUACAAAUAUUAGAUGGAGUUAUUCUGUCUCGUACACAUAUUAUUAUUAUAGCUACUGGUUUUCGUCAUGUAUUUGGCCGUUUUUUUUCUAAACUUACGAAUGAUGUUCUCAUGUAACUUGCAGUUACUACGCGCACUUCGAGUAACUUUCAACCUAGAAAGGUUCAUGGAUGUUUCGUAGACGUUGAAUCGAAAAUGCGGUAUCGUUGGAAGGUACAUUAGGCUUACGUUCAUAAUUAGAGGCCAACACAAGAGUUAAGGGCGAUUUUAUCUUGCUAAUCACUAUUUGAAAACGUUUAGUGCUUCAUUUCUACAUUGCUGUCUUAGUUUAUCUUGAAUUAUGUCUAGCCACAUACAAGGUAGCGAUAACUACUCGCCCGUCACUAGUUAAUCUUCCUCGCUUAUUCUUGUGUAUUGCUUCUCUAACUGGUAAGAUAUUAGGUUACUUCUCAUGCUAUUGAUUGUUUUUUCUCUAUUUAACGUUAGGAUUCACGUUCUGUGCGACACCAUUGAUAUUUCACACUCGGAGACACGAGUGAAAUUUUGUA